Molecule: messenger RNA, 5172 nt
Organism: Lampris incognitus (smalleye Pacific opah)
Lineage: Eukaryota; Metazoa; Chordata; Actinopteri; Lampriformes; Lampridae
Gene: pde10a
Product: phosphodiesterase 10A
Exons: 22
Coding region: 249-2639 (796 amino acids)
Biological process (GO): signal transduction; negative regulation of receptor guanylyl cyclase signaling pathway
Molecular function (GO): 3',5'-cGMP-stimulated cyclic-nucleotide phosphodiesterase activity; protein binding
Source: RefSeq, a predicted model, not a curated record
AUGCCUUCACCGCGCUGCUGCUGCUGCUGACGGCGUCGUCCUUCUCCCGCACCGAGCAUCAGGGCGUCCGCUGCGCCGCUUCGGACGAGUCGGUCGGUUUGCGACGGGGCAGCGACACGCUGCGACUUCGGGCAGUUUCUCCGUGGCCUCUCUCUCUCUCUCUCUCUCUCUCUCCCCUCCUCUCUCUCUCUCUCUCUCUCCCCCUCUCUCUCUCUCUCUCUCUCUCUCUCUGCGUUCACAAUCCGAACAUGGAAGAUGGUCCUUCUUCGACAAGCUGUUUCAGAAGGUUAACGGAUUGUUUUCUGGGUGCAAGUUUGACGGAUGAGAAAGUGAAGGCCUACCUCUCGCUGCACCCGCAGAUGCUGGACGACUUCGUAUUGGAGAGCGUGAGUGCAGAGACAUUGGACAGAUGGCUGAAGAGGAAGACCAACAGCAGGCCUGCAGAUGACACAGCAGCAAAAGACGUCAGCAGGUACCAGGACACAAAUAUGCAGGGUGUGGUGUACGAACUCAACAGCUACAUGGAGCAGCGCCUGGACACUGGAGGAGACAACAAGUUGCUGCUCUAUGAGCUUUGCAACAUCAUCAAAGCAGCUACAAAAGCUGAUGGAUUUGCACUUUACUUCUUGGGAGAAUGCAACAAUAGUUUAUGUUUGUUCACUCCAACCGGGGCCAAGGACGGCCCUCCAAGCCUCAUCCCUUCUGGUCCCAUCGCGUAUGGGACCACCAUAGCCGCUCACGUUGCCAAGACUCGCAAAACACUUCUUGUAGAGGACAUCAUGGGGGAUGAGCGCUUCCCCGACGGCACAGGGCAGGACUCAGGGAUCCAUGUUCACUCUGUCCUGUGCCUCCCCAUCCUCACUGCCAUCGGGGACCUCAUUGCCAUCCUGGAGCUGAACCGGCAUUGGGGGAAAGAGCCCUUCAACCUUAGUCACCAGGAGGUUGCAACAGCUAACCUAGCGUGGGCAUCGGUAGCCAUUCAUCAAGUACAGGUGUGCAGAGGCCUCGCCAAACAGACCGAGCUCAAUGACUUCCUGCUAGACGUGUCAAAAACAUACUUUGACAACAUUGUGGCAAUAGAUUCUCUACUUGAACAUAUUAUGAUAUAUGCAAAAAACUUGGUGAAUGCGGACAGAUGUGCGCUCUUCCAGGUAGAUCACAAUAACAAAGAACUGUACUCUGAUCUGUUUGAUAUUGGAGAGGAGAACGAAGGCAGACCUGUCUUUAGGAAAACCAAAGAAAUUAGGUUUUCUAUAGAGAAGGGAAUAGCAGGCCAAGUGGCUCGGACCGGAGAAGUGUUAAAUAUCCCAGAUGCCUAUGCAGACCCACGAUUCAACCGGGAGGUGGACCUCAAAACCGGUUACACAACGCGGAACAUCCUGUGCAUGCCCAUCGUCAGCAGGGGGACCGUUAUAGGUGUGGUGCAGAUGGUGAACAAGCUAAGCGGAAGUGCCUUCACUAAAACCGACGAGAACAACUUCAAGAUGUUCGCCGUCUUCUGUGCCCUGGCCUUACACUGUGCAAAUAUGUACCAUCGGAUACGGCACUCGGAAUGCAUUUACAGAGUGACUAUGGAAAAGCUGUCCUACCACAGCAUCUGCACAUCGGAGGAGUGGAAGACCCUAACGCAGCUCAACCUCCCUACACCUAUUUAUAAAGAAAUCGAAAUGUUCCACUUUGACAUUAGUCCCUUAGAGGAGAUCUGGCCCGCCGUCUUUGUCUACAUGGUUCAUAACUCCUGUGGGCAGAGCAGCUUUGAGCUGGAGAAACUGUGUCGAUUCACCAUGUCCGUACGGAAGAACUACCGCCGUGUACCGUACCACAACUGGAAGCAUGCCGUGACGGUGGCGCACUGCAUGUACGCCAUCCUGCAGAGAUCCACGGGGAUCUUCACAGAACUAGAGAAGAAGGGUCUGUUAAUAGCCUGCCUGUGCCACGACCUCGACCAUCGGGGUUACAGCAAUUCAUACCUACAGAAGUUUGACCAUCCCCUGGCUGCUCUGUACUCCACCUCCACCAUGGAGCAACACCACUUCUCUCAGACCGUCUCCAUCCUACAGCUGGAAGGGCACAAUAUUUUCUCCAACCUGACUUCCAGCGAGUACGAGCAGGUGUUGGAGAUCAUCCGGAAGGCCAUCAUCGCCACGGAUCUCGCCUUGUACUUUGGCAACCGACAGCAGCUGGCUGAGCUGCUGACAUCGGGCGGUCUGGACCUCAACAACCACGGACACAGGGACCGCGUGAUUGGUCUGAUGAUGACCGCCUGUGACCUGUGCUCGGUUACCAAGCUAUGGCCAGUCACACGACUCACCGCCAAUGACAUCUACGCUGAGUUCUGGGCAGAGGGAGACGAGAUGAAGAAGAUUGGACUGCAGCCCAUCCCAAUGAUGGACAGAGAUAAGAAAGAUGAAGUGCCCCAGGGCCAAGUUGGAUUCUACAACGCUGUUGCUAUUCCGUGUUAUACGACGCUGUCGGAGCUGUUUCCUCCAUCUUCUCCUCUCCUCAGAGCCUGCAGGGAGAACCUGAGCCAGUGGGAGAAGAUAGUGCGAGGAGAGGCGGAAGACAUCGUGCUGAGGCCUUUGAACCCUGUGGACAGCAGCCGGCCGAGUGAUUCGGGACCCAUCAAGGUUGACAACUAACUUGCCGGAGUCUCCAGCCCGCUGCAGAAUACGCCCGGAGUCAGGCCACGGACCGCGUCUGUCCACGGGGCGGGACCCAGGUCCCGUGUUGGCGGGGAGCGGGGAGCAUACGGACAGAAACCACGACUGAAAUUUGAACACACACGGUUACCUCACUGGGUGACAAAUGUGUCAACAUCGAUAGUUUCGCCGAACCCAGAGACUGACGGACAACACGGGGGGGAGGGACUCUAACCCGCAACCCCGUGUCUACACAGCUGCGAGAUGGAGGGAUCUGGUCAAACGAACUUCUCCGUGUGUGCAGUUUUUUUUUUGGUUGUUUAUUUGGUUGUCUUGUGUUAUUUUAUUGUGUUAUUUUUUAAUUUGACUCCAGCUGGUUUCUUUCAUGGACUUGUAUUUGCAAAGGCCUUACAAUCUGAACCUUUCACAGGCUAGGAAAUGUGAAAUCUUGACUGUUGUCAGUUCAGGUUUUUUUAUUUUGAAAUGGUACUGUGUUUGCCUCCCAUGGUAGAUGUGUGUCGUACGCGUACUACCACCACUCCGGAGGUUUUCAACCAGACAGAAGGAAUGUUUAGAGCAGACGCGUGUCGCGAAGCCGUCACGACGAGAAGGUGGUCGCCGGACAUGUUUUCGAUUACUUUAGAGCAAAAAUCGUUUGCGGUACUUGAAUAAAAGACAUACAGCCUAUUCUACGUGGAGACUGUGGAAAACACCCCCCCCCCCCCCCGCAGUGUGUUGUGCAGAACCCAAAUGAACUGUGACGGGAGGAGUUAGAUAAUGUCAACACUCGGCGGAGUCACACGAGAGUCACAAUGUUCCAUCCAGAAGUGGCCCCCGUAACGCCGCCUGUGGCCCCUGGGGUUUGAGGAACCUGCUGCAUAAAUCAGCUUUUGAGCGUCUGAUUAGUAGAACCUUACUUUGGGCUGGGUGUCUGUUUUUAACACACAGGCAGAGUUCACACAGGGCAAAAAAAGCAAGGCACACACACACACACACACACAGUCAGUGAUCAUCUGUAGCGAUCAUUAACUGGAUGCCUGUACUCCACAGUGUUUAACCUCCAAUAACCUUUAAGAUUACUUGAAACAAGGGUGCGCUUGUUUCAAGUAAUUCAGUUACCCUUCGUUUGUCAUUAAUAACGUUGUCGACACGGUUAAUUGAGUUAACCUUCAAAGAAAGAUGCUGCAUGAGUCGCUCACGAAAACCCUCAACAAUGAACAAUCCAUAACCCGGUUCACAUGUGAUGCAGACGUGACAGAUUCGCGCCGUAUUAGUCAAACAAAUGGAGGGCAGUGCAGUUAGUAAAACCCCGACCGGGGAGCAAACCGGGGAGCCCACUAGUCCACCGUGCCGUGCCGUUUUUGACUUUUACCGGCUUAUUCAAAGGAAGCAGUAAUGAGCCGACAUGUUCCCAUAGUUCUUGGCCUUCGCAGCAGCCACUCGACGUCGAAGGCCCCUUCGAUCGGUGAACUUGCACACAUCGUCACGGAAACCGUCCUCACGGCCCUUUAGCUAAGGAACCCGAGGGUCAUCUAAGAUGAAUAGACGAAUGUGUUUGCGCACAAAUGUCGAGACGUGUAUUCUGCAAGUCCUUGUUGGUGUGAGUAGACCAUUUGAAGUUUGAACAAAGAAAAAGUGCCCUAUCUGCUUCCCCCGGCCUUUACGCGGAGGUCAUUUGAAGGGGUUUAUUGUAAACUCUUUUAUUCUUUUAAGCUCUUCCAGAAAACAACAUUUUGCCUUCCCCCCCCCACUGCAGCCAACGUUGUCCCGCCGAGAUAUUUGUUUAACCUUUCGGUACCGUGGCCCCAGGUGUGUGAAUGUACAUUUUGAUGAAUGUUUUGACGACUGCAAAUUGCUGGUGGUGGGCAUGUGGUUUAGUUAGUUAGUACGCCAUCGGUUUCCACAAAUAAGCUCUUGUCUUACUUUUGAGAACUGCUUCCAGUGACCUUCCAACCAAGAGCAACAACAGCAUCGACACGCAUGCACCUAAACUGACGUUUAUAUAUGAUUUUGCAUAUACGGUAAAAGGUGUGUCCUGUUGCACAUGCUAGACAUUGGCUUGUACAGACUUAAGAUGUAUGCUCUGACGGUGCUAAACUGAAUGACAGUCAUGCACUUUCUGAGUCUGUGUGCGCGAGAGAGAGCGAGAGAGAGCAAGAGAGAGAGAGAGAGCUUUGGACUUUUUCUCCCCACCUCUAACCCCACUUUGAAACAUGGAGAAAUCCAUGGCGUUGCACUGUCCCUUUUUACUUUUCAGCACCAGUUAUAUCUCAUUGUCUGCACUAUGUUUAGCUUAAGACUAUUAUCCUUAUUAUUAUUAUUAUUAUUGAUAUUAUUACUAUUGUUAUUUUUCUUAGAAUUAAAUUUAAAUUAACUUAUAUUUUUAUACAAAAAAAGAACUGUUGCCCUUUUUGUUUUGUACAAAAUGAACAUUAAGAUAAAACAGUCUAGACAGGACACUGUUACCCAGAUUAACUGAGGAAUGUCUCCACUGUAAAACGUUAAGAGAAGUAGCCCUAAAGACUUUUAUUAA